Protopterus annectens (West African lungfish) is the source of this 5660-nucleotide messenger RNA. It is a transcript of the gene ATP2B1, whose product is annotated as ATPase plasma membrane Ca2+ transporting 1. Gene Ontology annotation, biological process: calcium ion transmembrane transport; regulation of cytosolic calcium ion concentration. Gene Ontology annotation, cellular component: membrane; intracellular membrane-bounded organelle. Gene Ontology annotation, molecular function: ATP hydrolysis activity; ATP binding; PDZ domain binding. NCBI's taxonomy places the organism in Eukaryota, Metazoa, Chordata, Ceratodontiformes, Protopteridae. The record is from RefSeq and is a predicted model, not a curated record.
CGGUCAGCCAAUAACGGGCGCCAUUUCGGGCUAUGCCGCCUUCUUGUCACCUGACAGAUGCGGCGUGUGCACUGGGCGGUGCUGACAGACGGGGAACGAGAUAAGGGAGAUGGAAUAAUUCUUUGGUGUGACUGAGUAUGGGGCAAGUUUGCAUUUGUAUGUGUAUGCAUGCGUGUGAGUGGUGGGGAUUAUUUGUAAUUUCACUUUCCUCCCUUUCCUGUGGUUAUUCUCCGAUGUUGGCUUACAUCUGAAUUUGGCAGGAGGUUAUUUCAAAUUGAUACUGUUUGCACCAGGCAAGUGCUCGUUCUGGAUACCGGGGCUACUGUUAAGGAGUUUUGAACUGGGGAUCUGAGCUCGUGAACAGUGCUGACCGAACGGCACGAGCUGUUACUGUUGGGAACGUGCUUGUGAAAAGGCUUCGUUUUGAACAUCGAACGACUGGGACUACUGCGGCUCCAUUUGUGCGGGCUUGUCUUUCAUAUAUGUUCACCGGUAAAUGCUUUCCGUGGCUGGGACCCGGCUCGAUAGAAGGGAACUGUUUUUUUUCGUAUUCACAAGCAUGAUUGAUGGAAAAUAUUUAAUUUUAAGGAUGAACUUCUGAACAAUUCAUGGAAGUUCUGGAAUGAAAGGAGCAUUAACGCUACUGUUAAGCACCAUACGGAAAACUGACAGUGUUGCAUUUUUCCUUCCUGCAAUGUGCCGUCUACUGGUUGCAUCUCCAAGGCAUUUCUUGGCGAUACAGUAAUUAAAGGGUUAUUUCUUCAAAACCGAAACUUUUUUUUCUCGAGUUACCGAUUGUUUACAGCAUGGGAGAUAUGACUAAUAAUUCGGUUGUAUAUAGUGGCAUUAAAAAUUCAGUAACUGAAUGCAGUCAUGAUGGAGAAUUUGGAAUCACAGUUAAGGACCUGCGCAGUCUCAUGGAACUUAGAUCAACAGAGGCAUUAGAGAAAAUUCAGGAACUUUAUGGUGAUGUCCAGGGAAUUUGCACAAGGUUAAAAACCUCUCCAGUUGAAGGUUUAAGUGGCAAUCCGGCAGAUAUUGAAAAAAGAAAAGAAGUGUUUGGACAGAAUGUUAUACCUCCUAAAAAGCCAAAAACAUUUCUUCAGUUAGUAUGGGAAGCAUUACAGGAUGUGACUUUAAUUAUUUUAGAGAUCGCAGCUAUAAUAUCAUUAGGUUUGUCAUUCUACCAUCCUCCUGGAGGAAAUGAAUCAACGUGUGGAGCAGCGGGUGGAGCUGAAGAUGAAGGUGAAAGUCAAGCUGGGUGGAUUGAAGGAGUUGCAAUACUUUUGUCAGUUGUCUGUGUAGUGUUAGUAACUGCUUUUAAUGACUGGAGUAAGGAGAAACAGUUUAGGGGACUACAGAGUCGCAUUGAACAAGAACAGAGGUUCUCCGUCAUCAGAAGUGGUCAAGUCAUCCAAAUUCCUGUGGCAGAAAUAGUCGUAGGUGACAUUGCACAAGUUAAAUAUGGUGACCUUUUGCCUGCUGAUGGAGUCCUCAUCCAAGGAAAUGACCUGAAAAUAGACGAAAGUUCUCUUACUGGGGAGUCUGAUCAUGUAAAGAAGAAUUUAGACAGGGAUCCGUUGUUGUUGUCAGGCACCCAUGUAAUGGAAGGUUCUGGGAGAAUGGUCGUCACUGCUGUAGGUGUGAAUUCGCAGACUGGAAUCAUCUUCACUUUACUUGGUGCUGGUGGUGAAGAAGAAGAGAAAGAAAAGGAAAAAGAAAAGAAAGAGAAAAAGGAAAAGAAAAACAAAAAACAAGAUGGCACAGUUGAAAAUCGCAACAAAGCAAAAGCUCAAGAUGGUGCAGCUAUGGAAAUGCAGCCUUUGAAAAGUGAAGAAGGGGGAGAUGAAGCAAAAGAGAAGAAAUCACAUAUGCCAAAGAAAGAAAAAUCUGUUCUUCAGGGAAAGCUGACAAAAUUAGCUGUUCAGAUUGGGAAAGCAGGGUUAAUAGCAUCUGCCCUCACUGUGAUUAUUCUUGUGCUGUAUUUUGUGAUUAAUACCUUUUGGAUCCAAAAACAACCUUGGCUUACUGAGUGCACACCAGUUUAUAUCCAGUACUUUGUGAAAUUCUUCAUCAUUGGCGUGACAGUACUUGUGGUAGCUGUUCCGGAGGGUCUUCCCCUUGCAGUCACUAUUUCAUUGGCUUAUUCUGUGAAGAAAAUGAUGUAUGACAAUAACUUGGUGAGACAUUUGGAUGCAUGUGAAACAAUGGGCAAUGCUACUGCAAUUUGCUCUGAUAAAACAGGAACCCUUACUAUGAACAGAAUGACUGUUGUCCAAGUAUACAUUGGUGGAAAGCACUAUAAAAAGCUUCCUGUGCCUGAAGACAUCAAUGAACGUACACUAGAUCUGCUUGUGACAGGAAUUGCUGUUAACUCUGGUUAUACUUCAAAAAUUCUGUCUCCAGAGAAAGAAGGUGGGCUACCACGCCAUGUUGGCAACAAGACUGAAUGUGCCUUGUUGGGAUUUGUUUUUGAUUUGGGCCGGGACUAUCAAGCAAUACGAAAUGAUGUUCCUGAAGAAAAACUUUUCAAAGUUUAUACCUUUAACUCUGUCAGAAAAUCCAUGAGCACAGUCUUGAAGAAUUAUGAUGGUACUUACCAGAUGUUCAGCAAGGGUGCUUCAGAAAUUCUCCUUAAAAAGUGCUAUAAAAUCCUUAAUGCAAAUGGAGAAGCAAAUGUAUUCAGACCACGAGAUCGGGACGACAUGGUAAAGAAAGUAAUAGAACCUAUGGCUUCUGAAGGGCUACGCACUAUCUGUCUGGCAUUCAGAAACUUUCCUGCUGGAGAACCAGAGCCAGACUGGGAGAAUGAAAAUGAGAUUAUUACUGGCCUUACCUGUAUUGGUGUUGUCGGUAUUGAGGAUCCUGUUAGGCCUGAGGUGCCUGAAGCUAUUAGAAAAUGCCAGCGUGCUGGUAUCACUGUACGUAUGGUGACUGGUGACAACAUCAAUACUGCUCGAGCAAUUGCAACAAAAUGUGGUAUCCUUAUUCCAGGAGAUGACUUCUUGUGCCUAGAGGGUAAAGAAUUCAACAGAAGAAUUCGAAAUGAGAAAGGAGAGGUAUUAUUGACAGCACCAUCUAUGAACAAAGGCAGGUUGUAGCCGUAACUGGUGAUGGCACAAAUGAUGGCCCUGCACUAAAGAAGGCUGAUGUUGGAUUUGCUAUGGGAAUUGCUGGAACAGAUGUUGCAAAAGAAGCUUCAGACAUCAUUCUUACUGAUGACAACUUCUCAAGUAUUGUCAAAGCAGUCAUGUGGGGCCGAAAUGUGUAUGACAGCAUUUCCAAGUUUCUUCAAUUCCAGCUUACCGUAAACAUAGUAGCAGUAAUUGUUGCUUUCACUGGAGCUUGCUUUACACAAGAUUCUCCACUAAAAGCUGUUCAGAUGUUGUGGGUGAAUUUAAUUAUGGACACCUUUGCUUCUCUUGCUUUGGCCACUGAACCACCUACUGAAGCGCUUUUACUGAGGAAACCUUACGGGAGAAAUAAACCACUCAUUUCUCGGACCAUGAUGAAAAAUAUUUUGGGCCAAGCUGUUUAUCAACUUACUGUUAUUUUUACACUUUUGUUUUGUGGUGAAAAAAUCUUUAAUAUUGAUAGUGGAAGAAAUGCUCCACUUAAAGCUCCGCCAUCAGAGCACUACACCAUCAUAUUUAAUACUUUUGUUAUGAUGACGCUAUUCAAUGAAAUCAAUGCUCGCAAGAUUCAUGGGGAGAGGAAUGUGUUUGAAGGAAUUUUCAACAAUGUCAUCUUUUGUAGCAUUGUAAUAGGAACAGUUGUUGUACAGGUUAUUAUUGUACAGUUUGGAGGAAAACCUUUCAGUUGCACUGCACUUACGAUAGACCAGUGGCUUUGGUGUAUUUUCAUCGGCAUGGGAACAUUGCUUUGGGGACAGGUCAUUUCCACAAUCCCAACAAGUCGCUUGAAGUUCCUUAAGGAAGCUGGACAUGGCACACAGAAGGAGGAGAUUCCUGAAGAGGAGCUGGCUGAAGAUGUGGAAGAGAUUGAUUAUGGUGAAAGAGAACUACGCCGUGGUCAGAUUUUGUGGUUCAGAGGACUGAACAGAAUUCAGACUCAGAUGGGAUGGUCCUUUCUCUUGUUCUGUCUUUCUCUUGCUGAGCAAGCUGUCACAAUCUCUGAUUCCUUGCAGAUGGAUGUAGUGAAUGCUUUCCAGAGUGGAGGUUCCUUUCAGGGAGCUCUAAGGCGACAAUCCUCGAUCACCAGCCAGCACCAUGAUAUCAGAGUGGUGAAUGCAUUCCGUAGUUCCCUUUAUGAAGGGUUAGAAAAACCAGAGUCUCGGAGUUCAAUUCAUAACUUCAUGACUCAUCCUGAAUUUAGAAUAGAAGACUCUGAGACUAAUAUUCCUCUAAUCGAUGACACUGAUGCUGAAGAUGAUGCGCCAACAAAACGCAGUUGCACUCCGCCACCUUCUCCCAAUAAAAACAAUAAUGCUGUGGACACUGGAGUUCACCUCAAGAUAGAAACCAGUAAAUCUGCUACCUCUUUAUCCCCAGGGAGUCCAUUACAUAGUCUGGAAACAUCUCUCUGAUAAUAAAUAGAAUGUUGGCACAUUAUACUUGCACUGUAAAGAAACGGUGAAACUUUGGACCCGUUACACUGUGUGAUUGACAAGAUGAUCAUCUCGCCUUGGACUUCAGCAGAAGACACACUUGCAAGAAUGUAGAUUGUUUAAGUGUUCUACCAGACUGAGUGAUUUUUUUUCUAAUUUUAAAGAUAAACCAACAACUUGGUAUGAAAGUGAUCUAAUCUAGGAUUUCUGCAUUUCAGGCAAUCCGUUAUAAAAAUGUUAAUAUCUAGAAAAGUGUGUUAAAUGAACAGUUUUCUAGAUGACAUUUUCUUCUGGAUGAUCCAUACUUAAGUUUCUGCUGUUGGCUGUUAAUAAUUUGAAUUAUUUAUAUUCUAAAUGAUGCAGAUCUGUUUACAAAGUUUGUAGAUAUUUUUUUUUGUUGUUUGUUGGCAGAAAGCUUCUUGAAACAUAAUACAAAGGGAAUAAUCCUACAAAUACUGCUGUAUUUUCAGAAAAAGGGGUGUUUCUAUUGAAACUGUACUUAACUUUGCCUGCAUUUUACAAUGUUAAAUAUUGUAGAUAAUUAGCUAGUACUGAUAGCCAAAUAGAUGACACUAAUGCUUUGUAAAAAAAAAAAAAAUGAGCAGUGGUGUUCUAAUUAAAAAAAACAUGGCCUCUGUCCAAAUUGUAUAAUAACUCUAAGCAUACUUUCUAACAGAAUAUUUUAAAUAGGCUCUUCUAGAAAUCAGGUUUUCAGAUCCUGAGAAACAAAAUUUUGAGUGGCAAUACACUUUUUACAAAGUUGAGUAGGGAGGUCUUAUUCAGUGGCUCAUUGCAGGUCAUUAAUAUAUGAAAAAAACUGCUAGUAGAACAUUUGUUAAGUCAGGUAAAUUGGAUUAAAUGAAAAUGCAUCAGCUAUGUAUACCGUAAUGUUUUGUUUUGCUUUUAUUUUUUUAACCCUUAAACUCAAGCUUUGUGUUGUUUUGCUCAUAUGUAAGUGAAACUUAAUUUUAUAGUAUAACUUCAUUUAAUUUGCAGCAUGAGGGCUGUUAAAAAAGCAUUUGGAGGGAGAAAAUAUAUAUAUAUUUUUUUUUACAUUUGUAAACAUGAAUAAAUGUCCCACUUUCUUCUAGAA